Messenger RNA from Pteronotus mesoamericanus, 867 nucleotides. RefSeq names its product testis expressed basic protein 1 (gene TSBP1). The coding region runs from base 1 to 867 and encodes 288 amino acids. The record is from RefSeq and is a predicted model, not a curated record. NCBI's taxonomy places the organism in Eukaryota, Metazoa, Chordata, Mammalia, Chiroptera, Mormoopidae. The transcript has 2 exons.
AUGGGCGCCAACCUGUGGGAGCUCUCGCCAGCCCACGCGGUCACAGGUUACAUGGAUGCAGAAUUGGCAAAAAAAUCAGAUCCCAGAGUCCCGAUUCUAAAAAGUGGAGGCACUUUGAAGUCUAAGAGUGGACAAGAAGAAAACAAGGAAGCACUAAAGAAGGAAAUCUUAUUCACGGAUUCUAAUAAGUUCUUGAUAUACAAAACAGGGUCAAAAAGCAAAGCAGAAGGCAUUGAGUUGGAGAAAGGCAAGAUGAGAAUGGAGGCCAAGGUAAAGGAGAGUGACAUGGGACUGCCAAAAAGGCAGGAAGCCCAAGUAAAGGCGAGUGAAUCCAAACUACCACAAGGACAAGAAUCUCAAGUAAAGGCGAGUGAGUCCAAACUACCACAAGGACAAGAAUCUCAAGUAAAGGCGAGUGAGUCCAAACUACCACAAGGACAAGAAUCUCAAGUAAAGGCGAGUGAGUCCAAACUAUCACAAGGACAAGAAUCUCAAGUAAAGGCGAGUGAGUCCAAAAUACCACAAGGACAAGAAUCUCAAGUAAAGGCGAGUGAGUCCAAACUACCACAAGGACAAGAAUCUCAAGUAAAUGACAGUGAGGCUGGAGUACCACAAGGACAAGAAUCUCAAGUGAAAAACAAGAAUUCUGAAGAUAAAGGAAACCAGGACAAAGAAAAGAAAGAUGCAGGAAAGAAUGAAGAUACAAAAGAAAAUGAUGCCAAAAACAAGAAAGGCGGUAAAGGAAAGAACAAAGCUAAAGGAAAGAAAGAACCACAGGCCAAGAGUAAAAAAGCAGAAGCUUCAAAAAAGGGCAAAGGCAAGGAAAAGGAAGAAGUACAACAAGAAGAGGAGAGUAAGGAUAAAUAA